AAGUAAAGUGACGGCAACAUUGUCGCAACGGUUUGCUCAAGCGCGCGCGUGCACCUCUUACAGAUCGCUGAUCGCCGUGGGGGGGAGAGUGUGUGGAGUGGAGUGUGGAGAGAGCUUUCGGCGGGGGGCUCGAGCGUAUCUGCCCCCAUUGGCCAUUGGCCAUUAGCCGGGGCGCCUGAACCCAACCGAAACCGUUUACAGAUGCAGACCGCAAAUGCAAAAUGAAUUGCACACGACAGCAGAGCAGAGCAGAGCACAGGAAUUAAGCCAAAAAACCGCAUACCAAAAAUAAAAUUAAAAACAACAAAAAAAAACCAAGUCUAGAUAUAAAUUACGCACCACCUGCGAUGGCCAAGUCCACGGAUCCCGCCGCUGCCGGCAACCAUAUGGGAGGCCACUACCACCACAACGAGUCGCUGCAGUUGCAUCCGUCAACGGAGGCGGCGGUGGCGGCAACCUUGCAGCAUUUGCAGGUGCGACGUCAUCGCCGCAGCAUCUCACAGCUGAUGGCCAGCAUGGCCGAAUAUCCCGCGGAUGAUGUUUACCGGCCCACGAACUUUGCGGGCUACGUGAAUCGGGGCUACGAUGACAUAGACAGUUCCUAUUACUUUGCCCAGUUUGAGGCCAUGACGGAGGAGCGCAAUGGAGCUGGAGCGGCACUGCCGCCGUAUACCAACGAUUCGGAUGCCUCCGCCGAGGAGAACCUCAACGAGAAUGACGAGGAUGAGGAGGAGGAGGAGGAGGAUCGCACCGAUGAUGGCACCAUGGUGGAGCAUCAGAAUCGAUGCCUGCCCGAGUUUCAGUUCUCGCUGGUCGACUCGGAGUACGACGAGACGCUGGCGUUUCCCGACUCCGUCACCAUACUGUCGAAUGUGGGGGACAAGCCGGUGCUGGUGCAGCGCAAGGAGACCACCGACGACGAUGACGAGGAGUACGACGACGAUGAGAACAACAGCGUGGUGAUGCGCCAGGAGAUACCCUUCACGAGCAUUUACGGGCCCAGCGUCAAGUUCAAUUCGUUUCAGCGGAAAGUCUUCAUACCGGGCCGCGAGAUACAUGUGCGGAUCGUGGACACGGAGCGGAGUGUGACCACCCAUCUGCUGAAUCCCAAUCUUUACACCAUUGAGCUCACCCACGGACCCUUCAAGUGGACCAUCAAGCGGCGCUACAAACACUUCAAUUCGCUGCACCAGCAACUGAGCUUCUUUCGCACCUCCCUGAACAUACCCUUCCCCAGUCGCAGUCACAAGGAGAAGCGAACAACGCUGAAGGCCACCGCCAGCCAGAUGGCCGAUGAGUCCACGCUCAAGGAUCUGCCCGCCCACACCAAGCAGGUGAAGCAGACGAGUACGCCGCAGAGCCACAAUGGCAACAGCAGCAGCAGUAGGCAUCAGAAUGGCCCUGGCACCAUUGUCAGUCCCAGUCACAAUUCGAUUCUGUCGGGCCUCAAUCCGCGACGCAUCCAAAACAAGCGCAAAAAGAAGAAAAAGAAGAAGAAGCUGCCGAGAUUCCCCAAUCGGCCGGAGAGUCUGGUCACGGUGGAGAAUCUGGGCGUGCGGAUCAAGCAGCUGGAGGACUAUCUGUACAAUCUGCUGAACAUCAGUUUGUAUCGAUCGCAUCACGAAACGCUGAACUUUGUGGAGGUCUCCAAUGUGUCGUUUGUGCCCGGAAUGGGCAUCAAGGGCAAGGAGGGCGUAAUACUCAAGCGUACGGGCUCGACGCGACCCGGACAGGCGGGCUGCAACUUUUUCGGCUGCUUCCAGAAGAACUGCUGCGUGAGGUGCAACUACUUCUGCUCGGAUGUGGUGUGUGGCACGUGGCGCAAUCGCUGGUUCUUCGUGAAGGAGACCUGCUUUGGCUACAUUCGACCCACCGAUGGCAGCAUCCGUGCGGUGAUCCUGUUCGAUCAGGGAUUCGAUGUGUCGACGGGCAUCUACCAGACGGGCAUGCGCAAGGGACUGCAGAUACUGACCAACAAUCGGCACAUUGUGCUCAAGUGCUGGACACGGCGCAAGUGCAAGGAAUGGAUGCAGUAUCUCAAGCACACCUCCAACUCCUAUGCCCGCGACUUUACGCUGCCCAAUCCGCACAUGUCGUACGCCCCCAUGCGUGCCAACACGCAGGCCUCGUGGUAUGUGGACGGUGCCCAGUACAUGUCCGCCGUAGCCGAUGGCCUCGAAGCGGCCACCGAAGAGAUCUACAUAGCCGAUUGGUGGCUCAGUCCCGAGAUCUACAUGAAGCGGCCCGCUCUCGAUGGCGAUUACUGGCGCCUGGACAAGAUACUCCUGCGCAAGGCCGAGCAGGGAGUGCGCGUGUUUGUGCUGCUCUACAAGGAGGUGGAAAUGGCCCUGGGCAUCAAUAGCUACUACAGCAAGUCGACGCUGGCCAAGCACGACAACAUCAAGGUCAUGCGGCAUCCGGAUCAUGCGAGGGGUGGCAUACUACUCUGGGCGCAUCACGAGAAGAUUGUGGUGAUUGAUCAGACGUACGCCUUCAUCGGGGGCAUCGAUCUGUGCUAUGGCCGGUGGGACGAUCACCAUCAUCGGCUCACAGAUCUGGGCAGCAUUUCCACGGCCUCUGUGUCGGGCAGCACACGUCGCACGCCCAGCGGCUACUUCAACAAGGACGAUGUGGACUCGGCAUUUGGUUCGCGAAAGUCCUCGCGGAAUGCCCACUACGAGACCCCGCCCAAGGCGGAUGGGGCUGCCUCGCCAGAGUCGCUGGAGGAGCCGCUGCCACCCGGCAACAGCAUGGAGUUGAAGGUACUCAAGCCGGGCGAUCGACUGCUGAUACCCGCCAUGCUGUCGCCAGCCGCUAGCGAGGAUCCCGACGAGAAUAUAGCCCUGGAGGGAAUGAAGCUGAACACGCCAGAGAUGGAGCGAAAGAACAUGCUCGACCGCCUCAAGAACAACGCCAUGAAGGGGGCCCGCAUGGGCAAGGAUUUUAUGCACCGCCUGACCGCCAAUGAGACGACAAUGGACGGCAAAGAGCACGAACAGGAGCUGCCGGAGGGUGGAGGUGUCUACAGCAUAGAGACGGUGGAUGGCAGCCUGGAUCCCGAAGUGACUAUGGCUUCGUGCUCUGCCCCAGCAAAUGCCACAGCCACAGCCACACUUGCAGCCACUCUUGCUGCCACAGCCACAGCUAAUGGCAACUCCACGCAAAUACUCAGUGAAUUCUAUGGCCAGGCAAAGUACUGGUUCGGCAAGGACUACUCCAACUUCAUACUCAAGGACUGGAUGAACCUGAACUCGCCGUUUGUGGACAUUAUCGAUCGCACGACCACACCGCGUAUGCCCUGGCACGAUGUCGGCCUCUGUGUGGUGGGUGCGUCGGCGCGCGAUGUGGCCCGCCAUUUCAUACAGCGCUGGAAUGCCAUGAAGCUGGAGAAGCUGCGCGACAAUACACGCUUCCCCUACCUGAUGCCCAAGAGCUAUCACCAGAUCCGGCUGAAUUCGCAGCUGCAGCAGCUGCAACAGCGACGACAGCAGCGUGUCACGUGCCAGCUGCUGCGCAGCGUCUCCGCCUGGAGUUGUGGCUUCAUCGAGGCGGAUCUGGUGGAGCAGAGCAUACACGAUGCGUACAUCCAGACGAUCACCAAGGCCCAGCACUAUGUGUACAUUGAGAAUCAGUUCUUCAUCACCAUGCAGCUGGGCAUGGGCGUGCCGGGGGCAUACAACAAUGUGAGGAAUCAGAUUGGGGAGACACUCUUCAAGCGCAUUGUGCGGGCUCAUAAGGAACGGAAACCCUUCCGUGUGUAUGUGAUAAUGCCACUGCUGCCUGGAUUCGAGGGCGAUGUGGGUGGCAGCACGGGCAUCGCUGUACGAGCCAUUACCCAUUGGAACUAUGCCUCCAUUUCCAGGGGGCGCACUGCUAUAUUGACACGUCUUCAGGAGGCUGGCAUUUCGGAGCCCCACAACUACAUCUCAUUCCACAGUCUACGCAAUCAUUCCUUCCUCAACAGCAGCCCCAUCACCGAACUCAUUUAUGUGCAUUCCAAGCUGCUGAUUGCCGACGAUCGUGUGGUCAUCUGUGGCUCGGCGAAUAUCAAUGAUCGCUCGAUGAUCGGCAAGCGCGACUCGGAGAUUGCGGCCAUCAUUAUGGACGAGGAGUUCGAGGAUGGUCGCAUGAAUGGCAAAAAGUAUCCGAGUGGCAUCUUUGCCGGUCGUCUGCGAAAGUAUCUCUUCAAAGAGCAUUUAGGCCUCCUGGAGGGCGAGUGCGAGGGCUCUGGGCGCUCUGAUCUGGACAUCAGCGAUCCCAUUUGCGACAAGUUCUGGCAUGGCACCUGGCGACAGAUCUCCACGAGGAAUACCGAAAUCUACGACGAGGUGUUCAAGUGCAUUCCCACGGACUUUGUGAAGACAUUCGCCAGUCUGCGAAAGUACCAGGAGGAGCCGCCGCUCUCCAAGACCGAUCCAGAGAUGGCCGCCAAUCGGGCCACAGAAAUUCAGGGCUUUCUGGUCAACCUGCCAUUGGAGUUCCUCAACAAGGAGGUGCUCACACCGCCGGGCGCCAGCAAGGAGGGCGUCCUACCUACCUCUGUUUGGACAUAGUCCCUGCCAAAAGUCUUCAAGACGCCACUAGAUCGUAGUUCCCGUAGUUUUUUGUUUAGCCUUUUAACCUCCCCACCAAAUGCGUUGUUGCCAAGUCAAAAACUGUUGUAUAUUGUACAUAUGUACGCUCCUAUGAUAGAUCUACGAUACUACCAAUAGCUGAUGUACGUUUGCCCUAGGAUAGAUACCUCUAACUAAUUUAUUAUUUUACGCUGUUCGUCCACGUACGUCCCCUGGUACUCUAGAGAUCCUAUUUGUUACUACCUACCUACCUACCCUUUUUUUAUAAUGUUUAAACAGUAUUUUAGACAAUUUAAAGCGCUAUUGUUUUCAUUAAAGUGAUAUGGAUUGAAA
Molecule: messenger RNA, 4907 nt
Organism: Drosophila obscura
Lineage: Eukaryota; Metazoa; Arthropoda; Insecta; Diptera; Drosophilidae
Gene: Pld
Product: phospholipase D2
Biological process (GO): intracellular signal transduction; cell motility; phosphatidic acid biosynthetic process
Molecular function (GO): phosphatidylinositol binding; D-type glycerophospholipase activity
Source: RefSeq, a predicted model, not a curated record